Molecule: messenger RNA, 3551 nt
Organism: Elephantulus edwardii (Cape elephant shrew)
Lineage: Eukaryota; Metazoa; Chordata; Mammalia; Macroscelidea; Macroscelididae
Gene: PIK3CB
Product: phosphatidylinositol-4,5-bisphosphate 3-kinase, catalytic subunit beta
Exons: 22
Coding region: 17-3229 (1070 amino acids)
Biological process (GO): phosphatidylinositol-3-phosphate biosynthetic process; phosphatidylinositol 3-kinase/protein kinase B signal transduction; cell migration
Cellular component (GO): phosphatidylinositol 3-kinase complex; plasma membrane; cytoplasm
Molecular function (GO): 1-phosphatidylinositol-4-phosphate 3-kinase activity; 1-phosphatidylinositol-3-kinase activity
Source: RefSeq, a predicted model, not a curated record
GGCCCCAUGGUUAUGAAUGUGCUUCAAUUCCAUAAUGCCUCCUGCUAUGGCAGACAUUCUUGACAUCUGGGCUGUAGAUUCGCAGAUAGCGUCUGAUGGCUCCAUACCUGUGGAUUUUCUUUUGCCCACUGGGAUCUAUAUCCAGUUGGAGGUACCUCGGGAAGCUACCAUUUCUCAUAUUAAGCAGAUGUUAUGGAAGCAAGUUCACAAUUACCCACUGUUUAACCUCCUUAUGGAAAUUGACUCCUAUAUGUUUGCAUGUGUGAAUCAAACUGCUGUAUAUGAGGAGCUUGAAGACGAAACAAGAAGACUCUGUGAUGUCAAGCCUUUUCUUCCCGUUCUCAAAUUAGUGACAAGAAGUUGUGACCCAGGAGAAAAAUUAGACUCAAAAAUUGGAGUCCUUAUAGGAAAAGGUCUGCAUGAAUUCGAUGCUUUGAAAGAUCCUGAAGUGAACGAAUUCAGAAGAAAAAUGCGCAAAUUCAGCGAGGAGAAGAUUGAGUCGCUUAUAGGCUUGUCGUGGAUGGACUGGCUGAAGCACACGUACCCCCCAGAGCAUGAACCGUCCCUGCUGGAGAAUCUGGAGGAUAAACUGUACGGAGGAAAGCUCAUUGUGGCUGUUCAUUUUGAAAACUGCCAGGAUGUGUUUAGUUUUCAAGUAUCUCCCAAUAUGAGCCCUAUAAAAAUCAAUGAAUUGGCAAUCCAGAAGCGCCUGACUAUUCGCGGGAAAGAAGAUGAAGUUAAUCCCUAUGACUACGUAUUGCAGAUCAGUGGGAGAGUAGAGUAUGUAUUUGGUGAUCAUCCACUAAUCCAGUUCCAGUAUGUCCAGAACUGUGUCAUGAACAGGACCCUGCCCCAUUUUACACUCGUGGAAUGCUGCAAGAUAAAGAAGAUGUAUGAGCAGGAAAUGAUUGCCAUAGAAGCUGCCAUAAAUCGAAACUCUUCCAACCUCCCUCUUCCGUUACCACCAAAGAAAACAAGGAUCAUUUCUCAUGUUUGGGAAAAUAACCACCCUUUCCAAAUUGUCUUGGUUAAGGGAAGUAAGCUUAACACAGAAGAAACUGUAAAAGUCCACGUCAGGGCCGGCGUCUUUCAUGGUACUGAGCUCCUGUGUAAAACCAUCGUAAGCUCAGAAAUAUCUGGAAAAAAUGAUCACAUUUGGAAUGAACCACUGGAAUUCGAUAUUAAUACUUGUGACCUGCCAAGAAUGGCUCGCUUAUGUUUUGCUAUCUAUGCAGUUUUGGAUAAAGUAAAAACGAAGAAAUCAACUAAAACAAUUAAUCCCUCUAAAUAUCAAACCAUCAGGAAAGCUGGAAAAGUGCAUUAUCCUGUAGCCUGGGUAAAUACAAUGAUCUUUGACUUCAAAGGUCAGUUGAGAUCUGGGGACAUAAUAUUGCACAGCUGGUCUUCAUUUCCAGAUGAACUUGAAGAAAUGUUGAAUCCAAUGGGAACCGUUCAGACAAAUCCGUACACUGAAAAUGCAACAGCUUUACACAUUCAGUUUCCAGAGAACAAAAAGCAACCUUAUUACUACCCUCCUUUCGAUAAGAUCAUUGAAAAGGCAGCCGAGAUUGCAAGCAGUGAUAAUGCGAAUGUUUCGAGUCGAGGUGGGAAAAAGUUCCUCGCUGUGUUGAAAGAAAUCUUGGAUAGGGAUCCAUUAUCUCAACUGUGUGAGAACGAGAUGGAUCUCAUUUGGACUUUGCGACAAGACUGCAGAGAGAAUUUCCCACAGUCACUGCCCAAAUUACUGCUGUCCAUCAAAUGGAAUAAACUCGAGGACGUUGCCCAGCUUCAGGCACUUCUGCAGAUUUGGCCUAAACUGCCCCCUCGGGAGGCCUUGGAGCUUCUGGAUUUCAACUACCCGGACCAGUACGUGCGGGAAUACGCUGUGGGUUGCCUGCGACAGAUGAGUGAUGAAGAACUCUUGCAGUAUCUGUUACAACUGGUGCAAGUGUUAAAAUACGAGCCUUUCCUCGAUUGUGCUCUCUCUCGGUUCCUAUUGGAAAGAGCACUUGCUAAUCGGAGAAUAGGGCAGUUUCUGUUCUGGCAUCUAAGGUCAGAAAUACACAUUCCUGCUGUCUCAGUACAAUUUGGUGUCAUUCUUGAAGCAUAUUGUCGUGGAAGUGUAGGCCACAUGAAGGUGCUUUCCAAACAGAUUGAAGCACUUAAUAAGUUAAAAACGUUAAACAGUUUAAUCAAACUGAAUGCAAUGAAGCUAAACAGAGUCAAAGGCAAGGAGGCCAUGCACACCUGUUUGAAGCAGAGUGCUUACCGGGAAGCCCUGUCCGACCUGCAGUCCCCUCUGAACCCGUGUGUCAUCCUUUCGGAACUCUACGUUGAAAAGUGCAAAUACAUGGAUUCCAAGAUGAAGCCUUUGUGGCUGGUUUACAACAACAAGGUGUUUGGUGAAGAUUCAGUGGGAAUAAUUUUUAAAAAUGGGGAUGAUUUGCGGCAGGAUAUGUUAACACUUCAGAUGCUGCGCUUGAUGGAUUUACUCUGGAAAGAAGCUGGUCUGGAUCUACGGAUGCUGCCCUACGGCUGCCUCGCCACGGGAGACCGCUCAGGCCUCAUUGAAGUCGUGAGCACCUCAGAGACGAUCGCUGACAUUCAGCUCAACAGCAGCAACGUGGCGGCCGCCGCAGCCUUCAACAAGGACGCCCUUCUGAACUGGCUUAAGGAAUACAAUUCUGGAGAUGACCUGGACCGAGCCAUUGAGGAGUUUACCUUGUCCUGUGCUGGCUACUGUGUAGCUUCUUAUGUCCUUGGGAUUGGUGACAGGCAUAGUGACAACAUCAUGGUCAAGAAAACUGGCCAGCUCUUCCACAUAGACUUUGGACAUAUUCUUGGAAACUUCAAGUCUAAGUUUGGCAUUAAAAGAGAGCGAGUACCUUUUAUCCUCACCUAUGAUUUUAUUCAUGUCAUUCAACAAGGAAAAACAGGAAACACGGAGAAGUUUGGCCGGUUCCGCCAGUGCUGUGAGGACGCAUACCUGGUCUUACGGAGGCACGGAAACCUCUUCAUCACUCUGUUUGCACUGAUGUUGACGGCUGGGCUGCCAGAGCUCACGUCGGUCAAGGACAUACAGUAUCUCAAGGAUUCUCUUGCCUUAGGGAAGAGUGAAGAAGAAGCACUCAAACAAUUCAAACAAAAAUUUGACGAGGCUCUCAGGGAAAGCUGGACCACUAAGGUGAACUGGAUGGCCCACACGGUGCGGAAGGACUACCGCUCCUAACCGGUCCUAACCGCCGGCCUCCGCUCCUCAUGCAGGUGUUGGUUCCCUGUCAUUUUCACUUUGCACUUGCACUAAAAUGAACUUGACCCUGCGGGAGAUGAUAUAAAGGGAAUGAAAUCCUGGAAUUCACGCAAACAAGGACCAAGCGUUCCACAGACUCUACCCUGAACCAUCCCUGAUGGCCACCCUCUCUGCUUCUGAAUGCUUGACCGACACUCCUGAGAACUCGCAGCAUCGUGGAUGAUCUCGUCCUGCUGACUUUGCACGCCAGGGAAUGCUCCUGCAGACCUCCUGAUUUGUUCUGUUUUCUUACUUUCUUUUC